GUAGCUCUCUCGACUCUGCUACGCUCGCUUCUCACACAGGAGUUCUAAGGUUUAUUCCAUUUCCAAAUGAUAUGUUUAUGAUUUAACAAAUACCAACCAUACAUAGUAUGUGCCAUUUCUGCCAACAGGUAUGAAGAAAAAAAUUGACGAUUUUGAAAUAAUGGAGCAGUCCCCAAUCAUCCUGCCUACUCUGGAGUUCAUGGCCACUAACAGGAGCCAGGUCAAUGGAUCUUUUAUGAAUCUGCAAUCAUCAGAAGAAAUAUUAUACUGUGUUUCUCUUUUCAUUUCCCUACUAGGGAUAGUCAGCAAUGGACUUGUCAUUUAUUUCCUUCUCUCUCACUUCAAGAAGACAUCCUUCAUUGUCUAUAUCCUGCAUCUCUCAAUUGCUGGCCUGACUUUCCUUGUUUGUACAAGUACCUUUCUUAUAAGAGACAUAGUUUACUUUUAUUCUCACAGGAACUUAAUUAGAUCAGAAUUAUUUCUGAUGAUCUUCUGUAUGCUGAUUCUGUUUGGCUACAACACUGGCCUCUACCUCCUGAUAGCCAUCAGUGUAGAAAGGUGUCUGUCAGUUCUUUACCCCAUUUGGUACCAAUGCCAACGCCCAAAACACCAAUCUGCUGGGGUAUGCAUUUUUCUUGGGGCAUUCUCCAUUUUUGUGACCUGGUUAGAAAGCUCUGUGUGUGUGAGAGAACCAGAGCCCAAAUUCCCUUUUAGAUCCUGUGCUGUUGUGCAAGUAUUUUUGCUUAUCUUGAACUUCCUCGUAUUUGCCCCUCUUAUGGUCUUCUCAAGCUUGACCCUCUUCAUCAAGAUCAUCUGUAAUCUGAAGCACCGCCAGCCAGCCAAGCUUUACAGCAUCAUCAUCACCACAAUCAUUCUGUUCCUUGUUUUUGCCAUGCCUUUGAGAGUCUUGCUGAUGUUGUACAACUUCCAAAAUGAAAACGAUUCAUUUUUAUUGAUGUUAUAUUCAUAUUUGCAUUUAUUAUCCUGUAUCAAUAGUACUCUUAACCCAGUUGUCUAUUUGGUGGUUGGUCAGAUCAGGAGAAAGAGGAACAGGAAAUCCUUAAAAGAUACAUUGCAAAAGGUAUUUGAGGAUAAGCCACAUCCAAGAGUGAAAGAGAAAUCUGGGCACUACAAAAUCAGCAUUCUUAACCCACAACAACACUAAAAAGAAAAAGAAUGGUGCCCUGUAUAAAAAGCAUUAGGAACCCAGGAAAAUCUUUAGCCAGGCGAAGAAAAGAUUUCUACCUAUUUCUUUAUUUCUUUUUUUUGUGAGGCAACUGGGGUUUAGUGACUUCCCUAGUCAUAUAGGUAGGAAGUGUUUUGAGGUCAAAUUUGAACUCAGGUCCUCCUGACUUCAGGGCUGGUGCUCUAUCCACAGUACCACUUAGGUGCCCCUAAAUUGCUACCUAUUUAAUUGGACAGUUUUUAAACUCUAUUUGUAUCUCUCUCAUUGAGAAAGAAGAAAGACUGAGAAAAAGUGUGGUCAGCAUAAUUACUUUUAAGGUUAAUCCCUUCCAUUCACUGGCUUCUUUACCUCCUGCCCUCCAGACUAGACU
Molecule: messenger RNA, 1556 nt
Organism: Sarcophilus harrisii (Tasmanian devil)
Lineage: Eukaryota; Metazoa; Chordata; Mammalia; Dasyuromorphia; Dasyuridae
Product: mas-related G-protein coupled receptor member H-like
Biological process (GO): G protein-coupled receptor signaling pathway
Cellular component (GO): membrane
Molecular function (GO): angiotensin receptor activity
Source: RefSeq, a predicted model, not a curated record